This is a messenger RNA of Trifolium pratense (red clover), 1389 nucleotides long. RefSeq names its product apoptosis-enhancing nuclease-like. Gene Ontology annotation, cellular component: nucleus. Gene Ontology annotation, biological process: rRNA processing. Gene Ontology annotation, molecular function: nucleic acid binding; 3'-5' exonuclease activity. The coding region runs from base 52 to 1104 and encodes 350 amino acids. The record is from RefSeq and is a predicted model, not a curated record. NCBI's taxonomy places the organism in Eukaryota, Viridiplantae, Streptophyta, Magnoliopsida, Fabales, Fabaceae. The transcript has 6 exons.
CUUUUCUAGUCUUUCAUAAGAGAGAAUUUAUCAAAGUCAGUUUAAGGAAUUAUGGAUUGCCGAUUUGAGACUGCAGAAACUCGAAGGAACAAGUGUGCAGCCUGCUACAGGCAGUUCAACAAGGUGGAGCACCUAGUGGAUCACAUGAAGAUAUCUUACCAUUCUGCUCAUGAACCAACUUGUGGCGUUUGCAGGAAACAUUGCAGAUCCUUUGAGUCUUUAAGGGAACAUCUUAUAGGUCCAUUGCCAAAACAAGAAUGCAGAGAAAUCUUUGCCAACCGAGGGUGCAAGUUUUGCUUGAAAGUCCUUGAUAGCCCUAACUCUCGCAGGAUCCAUCAACAAAAGUGCCAACUCAAUGGAUUAAAUGGAAUAUGUGGUCGCUUUUCAAACUUGGGAAUUCGCGAUAAUUUGACAAUUGGUGGGGGAAGAGGACCACAAGUAGUUGCACUAGCUUGUAAAAUGGUGGGAGGAGGAAGUGAUGGUUCAUUGGAUCUAUGUGCAAGAGUUUGCUUAAUAGAUGAGAAUGAGAACAUCAUCUUCCAUUCUUAUGUCACUCCACCAAUUCCAGUCACAAACUACAGGUAUGAGACAACAGGUAUAAGACAUGAAUACUUAAGGGAUGCAAUGCCAUUGAAACUAGUUCAAAGGAAAAUUCAAGAGUUCCUUUGCAAUGGAGAACCCAUGUGGACAAUUCGUUCAAGAGGAGGAAAAGCUAGGAUUCUUGUGGGUCAUGGUUUAGAUCAUGACCUUGCUUCUUUGCAAAUUGAGUAUCCAACACCAAAAAUAAGGGACACUGCAAAAUACCCUCCACUCAUGAAAACAAGCAAACUCAGCAAUUCACUCAAAUACUUAACACAAGCAUAUCUUGGAUAUGACAUUCAAACAGGGAUACAAGAUCCUUAUGAUGAUUGUGUUGCAGCAAUGAGACUAUACAUGAGAAUGAGGACACAAAUACACAAAAUAGAAGAUUACCCUUUGGCAUCUGAUCGACAAAAUAGAAACAAUUUUGCUUCAUGGAGGCAAAGUGAGCUUGAAAGAAUGAGUCCUGAACAAAUGCUAGAUAUCUCAAGAUCUGAUUACUACUGCUGGUGCAUGGAUCCAUGAAUUAGUUAUUACCAGUUCAUCAUGGAGGAGUUCAUAAGUUCUAUAUAUUAGUAAUUUAUCAUAUGCAUUAUUAAUAUUAAUAAUAUAUAGUAAAAGUAAAAAAUAAAUAUACCAAGUUGAUGGUGUCUUUUAUACUAGAAAAAUAGUUUAUAUCAUUGUACCAAAAAUAAAAAAAACUUAUAGGAUAAUAUGAGUCAAUUUAUGUGGUAGCUUAGUUAGUGCUUAAUUUCUAGUGAAUUCAUCUUAUGCAUGUAUGGCUCUAUUUAAUGAAGAGAAUAUAAUUCU